AUGAGUGUGAGGAAGAGAAUUGGGAAUUCGGAUUCCGGCGGCGGCUCCAAAGGAAAAUCGAAAUACGAAGCAAAGAAGCCAAAGGUUAUUGUGAUUUCCGCGGAUUUCCAAGAAAAGGUAUUUCAAUUAAUGGAGAGCGACCGAUUCAAGAAGAUUGUUCAAAAUCGAUUAGAAGAUGUUCUGGGCGAACGGAUUGAGCAGUUGGAAAGAGAUUUGGAGGAGAGAUGUCGUAAGCUGAAGAUUUUGGAGGAGGAGUUGAAAGUUCUGGAUGAAAAGGUGAAGUUAUUGAGUGAGGUGAAGGAUUCAGGAGUGAGCGCAAUGAACGGUGGCAGUAAUACGGGAGUGAAGGUCGGAGGAGGUGCGGACCAGGAGAAAUCGGAGGACCCUGGCGAGAUGGAGAGAAGAAGAUCAGUAGUAGUUGCGGGAGUCCCGGAGUAUGGUGGCAAUGAUCGGAUGAGAUGGAGUUGGGAUUACCAUUGUGUUGGGAAAUUGUUCCACUUCCUCGAUAUUGGAUCGCCACCUGUCUCAAUAUACCGCCUCGGUAAAGCUGUCCCUGGGAAAAGUCGCCUGCUGAAGGUUGUGAUGCCGAGAAGUUGGGAUCAGCAGACUCUACUAGCAAGGGCGCCAAAACUUCGAUAUUUCCAGUGUGGAACAACACCUGUAUACGUAAGAGCGUCACUCACAAAAACUCAAAGAGAAGAAUUGAGAAACAAGCAGAAAGCAAAGAUAAAUGACCCGGUUACCUCUAAUGUUAAGAAUAAUUAUAAUACUCCUCAUUCUUCCCAUCCCCCUAGUUCCCCUCCCCCUUCUUCUGUACCCCAACAACUAGUAGAGAAUAUGGACACGGGAAACUAG
Molecule: messenger RNA, 855 nt
Organism: Caenorhabditis remanei
Lineage: Eukaryota; Metazoa; Nematoda; Chromadorea; Rhabditida; Rhabditidae
Exons: 1
Coding region: 1-855 (284 amino acids)
Source: RefSeq, a predicted model, not a curated record